Lottia gigantea (owl limpet) is the source of this 324-nucleotide messenger RNA. RefSeq lists its product as hypothetical. The annotation marks the transcript as partial. The transcript has 2 exons. Lineage: Eukaryota; Metazoa; Mollusca; Gastropoda; Lottiidae. The record is from RefSeq and is a predicted model, not a curated record.
GAUGGUGUACUAGAGCCAUGGGCAGCGUGGUCUGAGUGUUCGCUAUCAUGCGGUGGCGGUAUAUCAGAGAGAGAAAGAUCAUGCAUUGGACCUGAAUAUAAUGGUAAAGACUGUACAGGCCCUCUUGUCGAAACUAAACCCUGCAAUGAACAAAACUGCCCAAUCGACGGAAUUUGGAAAGAAUGGAGUACUUGGGAUGAAUGUUCACUGACAUGCGGCGGUGGAACUCAAAAUAGAAGACGGGAGUGCAUUGAACCCAAGUUUGGCGGCGCUGCGUGUCCAGGCGAUGCUUUAGAAUCAAAAGAUUGUAAUAUUCAGAAUUGU